CACCCCCAUUAAUUACUGCUGCCGCUUACUGUACCGGUACCCUGAGGCCUCGGGCCCGCAUAUCGCUCUUCCACUCUCCUCCAUGAACUUGCGGUCUUCUAACUCUCUUUAACGUCCUAAACCGCACUCUCCCGCCAUGCUUGUGAGAAUCCACGAGCAUCACGAGCAUUGGGACCCGGAGAAGGUGCUUCAGUUCUAUCGCUAUGUCUCGGUGGCAUCGGCCGCAUUUUAUGCCUGGGACUACUUGCUCACGUUUCGCUAUGAGGUCGAUAACAUCUGGGGAGGCAAGAUGACGCGAUUCAGGAUCUCGUUCCUUCUGAACCGUUAUGUCGCGUUAUUCGCUGUUCUCUUUCAGAACUUUCUGAAUUUCUUCCACACGGGAACAUCAGCAGCUGGGUGUCGCCUCGGUGUAGUCACAUAUGUAUGCAUCAUGGUAAUUGUCGCGAACGUAGGAAUGGUUCUCCACCAGCGCGUUUGCGCCAUCUACAGCUAUAGAAACGACAUAGUCUGGGCCGUCGGAGUGGCUUAUACGGUCGUAUUGGCUUUGUUUCUGAUGAUCGGCAUUGCCCAGAUCACGGUCAUGUUUGGAGGUGUCCACUUCAUCAAUGGCUCCUGCAAGUCGCAUUUCCCCCACUCUGCCACGACACUGGCCUUCUGCUUCUGGGUCCCGGUAAUGAUCUUUGAUUUUUCACUGACGGUUCUGGCCGUUUCAAAAGCGAUUCAGCAUGUGAUCCAAACCAAACACAAGGAGUGGCCUGCCGUUCGACUUUUACGGGUGCUUGCACGGGACUCGUUUAUAUACUUCGUCAUAAACUUUCUCGUGUAUCUUAAUUGCACCAUUCAGGCCAAAGUAGGCACCAUGCGCUCUUUACAGAUAACCUACGCCUUGGUCCUCGUUAUCCCUCCGGUCACCAUCACACGCAUGUACAUGAGCAUGGAUCGGACAGUAAACCACUGCCUCACUGUUCAUGAUGGCGACGAGUCCAUCUAUGGGAGCGCCAUCACCAUGUUGGACCUCCCGCCGAGCCCGGUCCGCGCCCGCACUCGUUCUAUCAUGUUCCCCAGAUUUUAUAGAUCUAACCCCACUGAUAGAUAGGAGGAUCCAGCUUCGUACUCAUAUAUCAUCUUCAUGCUUCGCUAUCGCAAUGUUUUGAUCUCAAGUUAUUCGGACUUCUCUCUUGCACUUCGUACGAAAUAGUCUUAGUGUACAUCGCCGUUCCUUCGCAUCUCUAUUUUUCUGGCCCUAUCAUACACAUUUUGUAUUUCGCUGUACAUCAACGAAAAAUUUGAACAUGG
Coniophora puteana RWD-64-598 SS2 is the source of this 1296-nucleotide messenger RNA. RefSeq lists its product as uncharacterized. The transcript is spliced from 14 exons. The coding region runs from base 137 to 1096 and encodes 319 amino acids. The record is from RefSeq and is a predicted model, not a curated record. NCBI's taxonomy places the organism in Eukaryota, Fungi, Basidiomycota, Agaricomycetes, Boletales, Coniophoraceae.